AUGGCUAUUCUCAUUGGAUUCAGAUCUUUAUAGUUAUGUCCCAUUUAAUAUCAUUUUCUAUGGUAACAAAUUGGAAAUAAGUAUUAUAUUAAAAAUUUUACUUAGAAAUAAUCAAACAUUUAAAAAGAUACUGGCAUUUAUGCUGAUUUGA
Messenger RNA from Paramecium sonneborni, 151 nucleotides. The record is from the annotation of a GenBank genome assembly. NCBI's taxonomy places the organism in Eukaryota, Ciliophora, Oligohymenophorea, Peniculida, Parameciidae.